Coccidioides immitis RS is the source of this 1631-nucleotide messenger RNA. Its product is annotated as 4-aminobutyrate aminotransferase. Lineage: Eukaryota; Fungi; Ascomycota; Eurotiomycetes; Onygenales; Onygenaceae. Gene Ontology annotation, molecular function: pyridoxal phosphate binding. The transcript is spliced from 4 exons. Bases 1 to 1524 code for a protein of 507 amino acids. The record is from RefSeq and is a predicted model, not a curated record. Gene Ontology annotation, cellular component: mitochondrion. Gene Ontology annotation, biological process: GABA catabolic process.
AUGGCCUCAAUUUUCCGCUCAUCCGCUCAAAUUAGAGCUGCUGCCCGCACAGGCAAUCGAGCUUUCUCUGCACAUCAUGCACUCCGCGCUAGCGCAGCGGCGUCUGUCAAGGCUGGGACAUCCGCAGAGAAGCCAUUUUUCCCCAAUGAGCCCGCUGGGCCUACCGUCAAGACAGCUAUCCCUGGCCCCAAAAGCCAGCAGAAGAUUGCGGAGCUCGAUCGCGUUUUUGAUACUAGAGCUCUGAAUAUGCUGGUGGACUACAGCUCUUCGGUCGGAAACUAUAUCGCUGAUCCCGAUGGAAAUGUUCUGCUGGAUGUGUACUCCCAGAUUGCUUCGAUCCCCGUUGGCUACAAUAACCCCAAUCUCCUCGAAGCUACAAAAUCGCCAGAGAUGGCCAGUGCCUUGAUCAAUCGGCCGGCCUUGGGCAAUUUCCCUUCGCAAGACUGGGCUCACAUCCUGGAAACUGGUCUUCUCCGUGUCGCCCCCAAGGGCAUGAAUCAAGUGUUCACCUCCACCACCGGCUCUGACGCAAACGAGACCGCAUACAAGGCCGCCUUCAUGUAUCAUGCGCAGCAAAAACGUGGAGGACCAGAAGUCGAGUUCACCAACGAUGAAAUCUCGUCCACUAUGGUCAACCAGGCCCCCGGUUCGCCAAACUACUCUAUCAUGUCCUUCCAGUCUGCCUUCCAUGGACGUCUCUUCGGCAGUCUUUCCACUACUCGAAGCAAGGCCAUCCACAAGCUUGAUAUCCCUGCCUUUGACUGGCCCAAGGCGCCUUUCCCUACCUUGAAAUAUCCUCUUGAGGAUUUCGCCGCUGAGAACGCACAGGAGGAACAGCGCUGCCUCCAGGAAGCUGAGAGGAUCAUCAAAGAGUUCCACAACCCCGUGGCUGCCGUUGUAGUCGAACCAGUCCAAUCCGAGGGCGGCGACAACCACGCUUCUCCGGCCUUCUUCCAGGGCCUUCGUGAAAUUACAAAGCGAAACAACGUGCUUCUCAUUGUUGACGAGGUGCAAACCGGUCUUGGCGCCACCGGAAAGUUCUGGGCUCAUGACCACUGGAACCUUCAGACUCCUCCGGACAUUGUCACCUUCUCGAAGAAAGCUCAAGCUGCGGGAUACUUUUAUGGUAACCCAGCUCUAAGACCCAACAAGCCAUUCCGCCAAUUCAACACCUGGAUGGGUGAUCCCGCUCGCGCUCUUAUCUUCCGAGCUAUCGUUCAGGAGAUUGAGCGGCUUAAUCUCGUUCAGAACACUGCUGUCACCGGCGAUUAUCUUUUCUCUGGAUUGGAGCGCCUCGCUCAGCAAUACCCUGGCCAAUUCCAGAACCUCCGCGGCAAGGGACAAGGUACAUUCAUCGCCUGGGACAGCCCACAGCGAGAUGCUGUCCUGAAGAAGGGUAAGCAGGUUGGAAUCAACAUCGGAGGCUGCGGAGAGGCUGCUGUCAGAUUGCGACCAAUGUUGAUCUUCCAGAAACACCACGCCGACAUCCUCCUCGAAUCUCUGGAGAAGAUUGUGAAGUCUUAGGGGUUUCAUUUGAUUGUCUAGCGUUCCUCACAAACUUGUUAUUUUCCGGGCGAAUUUGCGAUUGGUUUUCAUCUUAGUGAUUCAAAAUAAUGAUGGCAUGUGUUUUA